AUGCGGCGCGGACUCUUGAUCUUUAUUUUGGUCAACCUCCUCAUCUUAUCAUUUCUCAUUCGAAGCGUUUCAACACUGUUGGCGCUGUUAGUCGAAGAUGCCUCUGCAGACGCCAUUCAUCGUUCGGAAUUGCCGUCGCCUAAUUCAAGUCUGAUUGAAACACGCCCUCAGAUCAUUCCUAAGAUCAUUCACCAGACCUACAUAAAUGAGUCCAUCCCCUUGGUCUGGCAGGAGGCUCAGCAGAGUUGUAUUGACUUGCACCCUGACUACGAGUAUAUCCUCUGGACCAACGAGAAGUCGCGCGAUUUCAUUGCUGCUGAAUACCCCUGGUUCUUGGCUACUUUCGACGGCUACAAGUACCCCAUACAGCGCGCAGACUCCAUUCGGUACUUCGUUCUGGCGCACUAUGGUGGCACAUAUAUCGAUUUAGACGACGGUUGCAACCGUCGCCUCGAUCCCCUACUCGCCUAUCCGGCCUGGGUGCGUCGCACAGUACCCACCGGUAUCUCCAACGACGCCAUGGGCUCCGUUCCCCAACACCCCUUCUUCCUCCGUACCAUCGAGUUGUUGCAACAGUAUGACCGCAGCUGGCUGCUCCCCUACAUCACGGUCAUGUACACGACCGGCCCACUGUUCUUGUCGGUGAUCUGGAAGGAGUACAUGGCAGAUAAGCCCAGCGAGGCAGGUCGUGUGCGCAUUCUGAUGCAGGAUGAAUACAACCGCUUCUCUUGGAGCUUCUUCACCCACCACACUGGAAACAGCUGGCACGGCAAGGAUGCGCGUCUGAUCUUCUGGAUGGGUCAACACUGGGUUUUCCUGACCUUCAUGGGAUUCGCCGUCGCUGGCAUAGUCGGAAUCUGUCUCUGGUGGACAUACGGUCGUGUGGCGCUCUUAGGAGCCCAGUACCGUUACCGCUACACCAAGGUGCCCUCGAUCAUCAGCUCCCGUCUCUCCUCUUCGCCCACCCGGCGUGCGCGACGCAUGAUGCCCACCCUCCUCCGACGGGUCAGUUUCAAGGAAGACGAAGAAUCGGCCGGCGUCACCGAGACCUCAUACGAGCUCGGACGUCGUGACGACUAA
Messenger RNA from Penicillium odoratum, 1080 nucleotides. RefSeq names its product glycosyltransferase family 32 protein. Gene Ontology annotation, molecular function: mannosyltransferase activity. NCBI's taxonomy places the organism in Eukaryota, Fungi, Ascomycota, Eurotiomycetes, Eurotiales, Aspergillaceae. The transcript is spliced from 4 exons. The coding region runs from base 1 to 1080 and encodes 359 amino acids. Gene Ontology annotation, biological process: mannosyl-inositol phosphorylceramide biosynthetic process. The record is from RefSeq and is a predicted model, not a curated record.